AUGUGGAAGAUCAUUGCCAUGGUAGCAGCCGUUGCCUUUCUCGCCAGCACGGCAUCUGCCGAGAAGAACACGCUCGGCCCACGGUGGCUUGUCUUUUCCGGCGACCGCCAGUUCUGUGGCCCCAUUCCCCAGGUGGCCACCAUGUCCAUGGUCCAGCCGAAGCACAUGACCCCUCCGUGCAAGCCCGGCAAGUAUCACUCUGCACUGGCCAAGGUCUUCAUCAUGCCGCUGCUUGUGGUCAUCGGUGUCGUUCUUUGUGGCUGUGGUUUCUGCGUCAAGGCCUGCUGCCUCUCGUCGCCAUCAUCGGCGUCUGCGUCUGCAAAUGGAUCGCGUGGUGGCGUGCCUGGUGUCGGCUUUGCCUCGACCAACUCGUCGCUGAGCAAGGCUGCUGGUGAUGGACGUGGCGACUACGGUGCGCUGCCGGCAUCGGCGUCGAAUGGGGUCUCGGUCAACGCGCUCUACGCCCGCCGCAACGGGUCGCCACCGGUCAUUGCCAUUGUGGCGGCGGUGGGCGUGGUGGUGGCUAUGGCGGUGGCGGUGGCCGGUGGCGACGAGGUGCGGACGCUGACGUAUGGCGCGCGACAGCUGCCUGCGGAGCAUGGGCGCGCUCAAGCCUGGGCGCCGCAGUCUGCGGCGGCAGUCGCGGCGCUCUCGUCGUACUCAUCGGGCACGCACAAGAUCGCCGACUCGCUGGCUUCACUCGACUCGCUCCGCGCCGCUUUUCUCAUCAUCACCGCCGUGUUUGUCACGCUGGCUGUUGUGGGCGGGCUCGCGGUCCACGCCCUCAACUGGCGGCGGCUCUCGCUCGGGCUGGCCAUUGUGGGCAUUGUGGCGCUGGCGUGCGUGUGGGGCAACUUUAUGGUGUACGUGACGGCGGCAAACGUGAUCUCGGACAUGUGCCGGACCAUCAACGGUUGCCACUUUUGCUACGAGAGCGGCGGGAGCAACUGCGGGUCGACCGUGUGUGCGGUGCCGUUCUUCGAGACACUGUCCGCGUGCCCGGCGUCGGCGCAGAACCGGUUCCAGUCUCUGACCGCGGUGGCUGCCUCGGCCACCAAGGGCAAGGCCGACGACGUCUGCGCCGCGCUCGACAAGCUGUGUCCAGACGGAGCGUCGUGCGCGCGGACCUCGGGCGACUGCACAGCGUCUGCACUCGGCUCUGGCCUCUCGGCGCUGGUUUGCGACGGCCCGACGUGCUUCCCAGUCUCUACGGUGGCGGCCAACGCGACGGGAAAUCCGGCGUUCUUUGCCCGCGUCGACGAUGCCGAGGCCGUCAUGACCGCCUUUGCUGCCUUUGGCACCGCCAACUCCUACCAGCUCGGCCUCACCUCGCUCGACUGCGGGAGCAACAACGCGUUCAUCGAGCGCGCCCCGGGCGGGACCUACGACUCGCUGCAAAAGUUCCUCUGCCCGCGCAUUGUUCACCCGGUCAACCCGCCGCAGCAUACGUUCUCGGUCACCGCCGGCGGCCUCCUCGCCGCUGGCCUCAUCUUUCCGCUCUACGUCGUGUGGCUUGUCCGUGCCCAUCACGCCGCCACCAGGCGGCAGGCCGAGUAA
Messenger RNA from Thecamonas trahens ATCC 50062, 1557 nucleotides. RefSeq lists its product as uncharacterized. The coding region runs from base 1 to 1557 and encodes 518 amino acids. The record is from RefSeq and is a predicted model, not a curated record. The transcript has 3 exons. Lineage: Eukaryota; Apusomonadida; Apusomonadidae.